Aspergillus caelatus is the source of this 478-nucleotide messenger RNA. RefSeq names its product Ish1 domain-containing protein. The coding region runs from base 85 to 357 and encodes 90 amino acids. The transcript is spliced from 5 exons. Lineage: Eukaryota; Fungi; Ascomycota; Eurotiomycetes; Eurotiales; Aspergillaceae. The record is from RefSeq and is a predicted model, not a curated record.
UCAAACUGACAAUCUGUCAUUUUCUCAUCUAUACCAAUCACUAUUUUGAUUGUAUUCGUAUAUCGACAUAAUAUAUAAGCCAAAAUGCCGACUGCGCUAGAUCGAGCAAUGCACUCAAAGAAUCUUUUUCUAGGGUUUGCUGGCAUGGUCACUGCUGCAGCGGCCUGGGCCAUAUGGGGUAGCGACAUAUUCCCUGCAGAAUCAGACCCAACUGGAGACCCUGAAACUUGGACUGCUGAAGAGAUGAAAAGGUGGCUCCGUAACAGGGGGCUUAUGCCAAAUAACGACGCCACACGUGAAGAGCUUCUGGAACGAGUCAUAGCAAACCUUCGUAUACCGCGCAGGUCCAGAACAUGAUUAUACUGUUGUGAUAUGUUGUGCAUUCCAGAGUUCACGUUCCAUCUGUGCACAUCAUCAGGUGCUUUGAGUGUUUCUCUUGAGUUUUUGUUUGUGUUGCGCAUUGAAUUGUUCUGUCGCU